Molecule: messenger RNA, 639 nt
Organism: Mesorhabditis belari
Lineage: Eukaryota; Metazoa; Nematoda; Chromadorea; Rhabditida; Rhabditidae
Source: the annotation of a GenBank genome assembly
AUGAAGAAAGAAUUAGUUUUCUUGUUUGUGGCUUCACUGGCACAAAUUGUGACACCAAAUGAAGGUCCGAUUGAAGAAUGGAGGAAAGACUGCAACAGCCAGAGUGAAAAAAUAGUCAUUCAUUCGGCUGGUGGCAAUUGGACAAACCUUUCGAGCGAUUUGACGACUCAUCAACAGUAUGGGGUCUAUCGAAAGUUCACGUGCACUGCUGAUCCAGGCCAUUUCGCGUUUGUUCAAAUCAACCACAAGAUGGAUUUUCCAUCAGACACAAAAACUAUCACUUGUGGAAAGACGCGUAAAUGGUUGCACAAAGGUGAUGUCGUUGUCACUGUUGGAUGCUACAUGGGCCCACGGGCAAAUUGGAUCCAAAAGCCCAAAGAAGAGGAAAGGAUUCGAAAUUGGAUGGGCGAGCAUCACGGAGCUCAAGAGGAUCAAAAGGAUUGGACAUGGAGCAGCACCCAGUAUGAACAACAAAAGAAAAUGCAACGAAUGGCCUCGGAAAUCCAAAAUCUUUUGGUUAACACCGAUCAUAUAGUCAGGAAGCAAGUCGCCGUUCUACCGGCAGACUAUAAGAAGAAAUCAGUCAUUACUUUCAAGAUGAUUUCAAAUCGAGAGAACGACACAACGGGAUCCAAUUGC